Messenger RNA from Exophiala dermatitidis NIH/UT8656, 1578 nucleotides. RefSeq lists its product as uncharacterized. The record is from RefSeq and is a predicted model, not a curated record. The transcript has a single exon. Gene Ontology annotation, cellular component: fungal-type vacuole membrane. Lineage: Eukaryota; Fungi; Ascomycota; Eurotiomycetes; Chaetothyriales; Herpotrichiellaceae. Gene Ontology annotation, biological process: transmembrane transport. Bases 1 to 1578 code for a protein of 525 amino acids. Gene Ontology annotation, molecular function: transmembrane transporter activity.
AUGGCCGGACAGACGUCGGAGGGAACGGAUGGGAAGGCUUUGGGAGUUACCUUGACCAUGUUGGCCGGAGUUUUUCACAGACUCUAUACGGAGAUCGGACUGCAAGCAUGGCUGGCGGCGCCUCGAGAUACCAAGAUCCUCUGCCUUCAACGAUACUUCCGAUUCUUUGCAUACGGAGGUUCCACCCUCAUUCUCGUCCUGUACUUGUCAAGCCUGGAUAUCUCCAAGCAGAAGAUUGGCCUGUUCAUGACCUUGACCCUGCUGGGCGAUGUAUUGAUCAGCCUGGUCUUGACCGUUGUUGCGGACAGAGUUGGCAGACGGCCAAUGCUGGCCGUGGGGGCAUUCUUGAUGGCCGUGAGUGGCAUCGUGUUUGCAUUGUCCGACAACUUCUGGGUCUUGCUGUUGGCCAGCGUGGUCGGCGUCAUCAGUCCAAGGUACAGUACCAUCGCUGCCCUGACGAGCCCUCGAAGCUGUCCACUGAUUGCAUCUAGCGGGAAUGAAAUAGGACCAUUCAAAGCAAUUGAAGAAUCAAUCAUCUCCCACCUCACUCCUUCUGUAGAAAGGAGUGCUAUCCUGGCAUGGUACUUCAUUGCAGGUUCAACUGGCGCCGCCUGUGGCAACAUCGUCUUCGGCUGGGUCGUGGAACUUCUGCAAGUCAAGCAUUCGUGGUCGCCAUUGGAGUCCUACCGCCUCGUCUUCUGGGCCUAUGCUCUGUUUGGUCUACUCAAAUGCAGCCUCGUAUUCAUGCUGAGCAACAGAUGUGAACUAGAGGAGAAGGUCGUAUCUCCGCCACGGGGUCCAUCACAAACGUCAGUCGACGAAGCUUCUCCGCUGCUUCGAGACGGCGAGGAGUCCACUGCCAAACACGAUGGUUCAAAUUCAGCUGCAACGCGCUUCAAGUUUUCCGCCCGGAAUCUGCUCCCCAAUAUAUCACGAGAAACAAGGGGCAUCCUCCUCAAGCUGUGUCUUCUUUUUGCGAUGGAUAGUGUCGCAUCCGGCCUGGCACCGGUAUCUUGGAUGAACUAUUUCUUCAACCUCAAAUUCAACCUACCCGAGGGUCAGCUGGGCAGCUUGUUCUUCGUUGCAAGUAUCUUAUCCUCUUUGUCAAACUUGGCUGCACCGGCUCUGGCCCGACGCAUCGGUCUGAUCAAGACCAUGGUCUUCACCCAUGUUCCCGCCUCACUAGCCCUCGCAGCUAUCCCGCUGCCCAGCAAUUCCGCCCUGGCUAUGACACUCUUGCUCUUCCGCGCCAGCACCAACAGUAUGGACCAGGCACCUCGUCAGGCUUUCCUCGCUGCUGCAGUGCUCCCCAGUGAACGAACCGCCGUUAUGGGUGUUGUCAAUGUUGUGAAGACACUCAGCCAAAGUGUGGGCCCCGUCAUUACAGGCAUUCUUGUGAACCGACAUCUAUUUGGUCUUGCAUUCGUUCUUGCCGGUUCGCUAAAAAUCUUGUACGAUAUUUUCAUGCUUGUGAUGUUCUUGGGCUACCGAACCGUCGAAGAACGAGCAGCUGACAGUACGAGCACGCAAAAUGAAAGCGAUCCUGGAGUUGAAGCAAAUGGCGCUCAAGUUGCGUAG